AUGGACCGGAAAACACUCCUCGAUCGUCUAACACACAAGCUUCAAAAGCGCUCAUCAACCAGCGCAUUACGUCUAUUCCCCAAAUCAAAACCCUCUACUCGACUCGAAGGUAGAGGGGUGCGACCGGCGAUAGCUUUCCAUCACGCCGGCUAUAAUCCCAAGGAUCUCAACGAUACGGUAAUACUACGUCUGAGGGGUUGCGUCCGUCACAAAAACGGAGUUAAAGCUACUACUGCAAUCAUCGCUCUCAAUAUUGUAACCGGGAACACUUUUCGCAGCGAUAGCUACCUGACGUCCGAGCGCCGGGGCCAAAGAAUCCAUUUACGACCAGAUGACAUCUUGGAGCUACCAGAGUACUGGUUUCACGUCCACGAUCCUGAAUGUCCGUUUAUAGAGUACGACAAUGCUUAUAUUUGCCCAUCGUUUGCGAUGUGGAAAUUUCCCCACAAAAACCUUCCCCCAUCGUGGGAUGUUGACAGGAGAAAGGGCUAUACUGCAGGACGAAACAUCUCUGAGUGGCAAGGUCGCACAACCGAUAGUCGAGUUAAUGCCUCGAUAGCCGUGCGCAUGCGCGAUGGGAGUUGCGUCCUGUCUGGAGUAUCAAACCUAGAAUGCUACUGCGCGUACAUCAUUCAAUCACCCCAAAGCUCAUGGUACCAUGAAGAGCUCUUAAGCCAGUACGUUUCUCAGGAGAAUCCCAACGCAAAACGGGCAAUAUACUGUCCACAAAAUGGUAUAACAUUGCGACGGGAUCUUUACCGGGCGUUUGGGGACGGGGAGUUUGCGAUCGUGCCGAAGGGCAAGCACUGGGUCGCGCACUUCUUCGACGCGACAACGAGACUGGGAGAGGAGUUUGACCAAAAGAGGGUCAGGUUGAGCUCAGACAUUCCGAAGGAGCUCUUGUUUGCGAAGUUUGCGGCCUGUGUGUUUCCGCUGGUGAGGGGCUUUGUUCAGCAGGGUGAGCAGCUUGAAGCUGGGAAUCCAUUUUAA
Molecule: messenger RNA, 990 nt
Organism: Cucurbitaria berberidis CBS 394.84
Lineage: Eukaryota; Fungi; Ascomycota; Dothideomycetes; Pleosporales; Cucurbitariaceae
Exons: 1
Coding region: 1-990 (329 amino acids)
Source: RefSeq, a predicted model, not a curated record